Molecule: messenger RNA, 2475 nt
Organism: Leptonychotes weddellii (Weddell seal)
Lineage: Eukaryota; Metazoa; Chordata; Mammalia; Carnivora; Phocidae
Gene: GORASP2
Product: golgi reassembly stacking protein 2
Biological process (GO): Golgi organization
Cellular component (GO): Golgi apparatus
Molecular function (GO): protein binding
Source: RefSeq, a predicted model, not a curated record
CGGCGGGCAGUGCGGCCCGGCUCUCCGGCGGCAGCGAGUGCCACGUCCCAAGUGCUACGCGGAGGAGCGGAGCGCGCGGGGGGCGGGGAGCAGCGCGGUUCCACACUAAUCGCCCGCCGCCAUGGGGUCCUCGCAGAGCGUCGAGAUCCCUGGCGGGGGCACGGAAGGCUACCACGUCCUUCGGGUACAAGAAAAUUCCCCAGGACAUAGAGCUGGACUGGAGCCAUUCUUUGAUUUUAUUGUUUCUAUUAAUGGUUCGAGAUUAAAUAAAGACAAUGACACUCUUAAGGAUCUACUGAAAGCAAAUGUUGAAAAGCCUGUAAAAAUGCUGAUCUACAGUAGUAAAACACUGGAGCUGCGAGAGACGUCUGUCACACCCAGCAACAUGUGGGGCGGCCAGGGCUUACUGGGAGUGAGCAUUCGUUUCUGCAGCUUUGAUGGGGCAAAUGAAAAUGUUUGGCAUGUAUUGGAAGUAGAAUCAAAUUCUCCUGCGGCACUGGCAGGUCUUAGACCUCACAGUGAUUAUAUCAUUGGAGCAGACACAGUCAUGAAUGAGUCUGAAGAUCUGUUCAGCCUUAUUGAAACACAUGAAGCAAAACCAUUGAAACUUUAUGUGUAUAAUACAGACACUGAUAACUGCCGAGAAGUGAUUAUUACACCAAAUUCUGCGUGGGGUGGAGAAGGCAGCCUAGGAUGUGGCAUUGGAUACGGUUAUUUGCAUCGAAUACCAACACGCCCGUUUGAAGAAGGGAAGAAAAUUUCUCUUCCAGGACAGAUGACUGGUACACCUAUUACUCCUCUUAAAGAUGGGUUUACAGAGGUCCAGCUGUCCUCAGUUAAUCCCCCAUCUUUGUCACCACCAGGAACUACAGAAAUUGAACAGGGUCUGUCUGGACUUUCUAUUAGCUCAACUCCACCAGCUGUCAGUAAUGUUCUCAGUACAGGUGUCCCAACAGUACCAUUAUUGCCACCACAAGUAAACCAGUCCCUCACUUCUGUGGCGCCACUGAACCCAGCUCCUACCUUACCAGGUCUGAUGCCUUUACCAGCGGGACUACCUAACCUGCCUGCCCUCCCCAACCUCAACCUCCCCGCACCGCAUGUCAUGGCAGGCGUCAGCUUACCGGAACUCGUGAACCCGGGUUUGCCACCUCUUCCUUCUUUGCCUCCCCGAAACUUAUCUGGCAUUGCACCUCUCCCCAUGCCAUCCGAGUUCCUCCCGUCAUUCCCUUUGGUUCCAGAGGUGUCUUCUGCAGCAAGCCCAGGGGAGCUGCUCUCCUCCCUCACGCCCGCCGGCAGCCCACCUUCUGACCCUGUCACGACCACUGCAAGGGCCGACGCUGCCUCCGCACCCGCUGUGGAUGUGACGCCCCCCACUCCCAAGGCCCCCAGCACUGUUGAGGACAGAGCCUGCGAAUCCACCCCAGCCAACGAGAAGCCUGUCUCUGCGGUUACGGAUGCAAGUGCCCCCGAGUCACCCUAGCUUUGAACCUGUCUUCGGAGUCAGCGUGGUGGGCUUAUUUACCCACGGAAGUGUGUCUGGAAAUGCAAACUAUCGUUAAUUUCAUACUAGUUUGUACUGUAUCUGUAGGCAUCCUGUAAAUAAUUCUAAGGGGAAAACUAAGGAAGAGGACGUGGGCUUGUAUCCUGCCAAGUCAGGGUGGGGCUCACAGGCUGGGGAGGGAAAUGUCGGAGAGUGCUUGUAUUUUAAAGCAACCAAAAAGAAUUGUAAGAGUGGCUUGCUGCCAGGUUUCCAGUGCCAUUCUUGGGGGGUAUACAUCUUCGGGAAAGGUGGUGACAGGGCGUCCACUAGGCUCCCUGUCGCCCUGCUGCUCCUUCUGUAAGUAAAUGAAAUACUUUAUGCCUGGUACUCACACGCAACAUUUCUUGUAUUUUGUAAAUCGGUUUUGAGAAUGCAGACCACCUCACUAAAUCGUGAAAGGAAAAGCUGUUUUACUUUUGGUAUCUGUGAGUCACAGCUCUCUAAAGAUUUACACGAAAAUUGCAACUAAAGAUGUUUGGUGAAGUUACACAGUGUGCGCUAUUAAUUGAACAUCUUUUUACUCAGCCUACACCCAGAUCUUCGUUCAGAGCGCUCAGCGUUACUGAGACAGCGUUUUGUAGCUGCUGCCGUUGCUUUAUACACCCACCAUAAAAUGGCAUUUAGAAAGAGGGAAAGGAGGUGUUGCACAGUUUUAAGCUGGAAGGUGGCACUUUGUGGCUACUUAUUAUAGCUCUACUGGAAAAGCAUAGAUACAGCAAUAAAUUACAGUAAUUUUAUUUUUCUUCUUGUGGUGCGUUUAAAUGAGAACUAAUUACCAUGUAUGCACUCGUUCCUCUCCACUAUGUCGCACAUCUUUAAUGUAAUUUUUCAUGUCUUAUGUUUGCUUUUUCUUAAGUUUUCUAAGAGAUGGUAAGUUAAGUGGAAUUGAUUUAUUGAAUGAAAUUAAAUGCAUAUUAUAUCUGUUUUUUAAA